UGUUCCCCUCGCUCUGUUCAUUUCUCAUUGUGUGGACAGUCAUGGCGUUUGCCCAGCAAUUGUGCAGUGGUCUGGUACUCCUCUGUUUUGCUUUGUUUCUAGUUGCGUGUUUUGCCGACGAAGUCGACAACGAUGACGUGAAAACAAUUCGCGGAAGUAAUGUCUCAGUCAGAAUACUUGCUCGCUCAGGUAAACUCAUGAUUGUUCGAAAUGACGACGACGAUGAUAAAGAAGAUAGCAAAGACGAUGAUGACAAAGAUGACGACACAGAUGAUGACGACAAAAAUGAUCAAGAUGAUCAAGACAGUGAUGACGACAACGACGCCAAAGAUGAUGAUGAUGAUGAUGAUGAUGAUGACGAUGAAGAUUUCGGGGAUGACAAUGAGGACUUAUUGUCAUUUGAAGUGGAUGGAAUUGAAGAAAAAGAUUCCCAAGGAAAUGAAGUUGAUGACAAGCAUUCUGUGAAAUCUUUUGACAACGUGAAGUUUACGUUUGGUCUUGUGGACAGGCAAGCCACUUUUCAAGGAAUCCCUGUUACCAAGAUGAACUACUCAGCAUAUCUUCCCGACCCCGAGGCCACUCUUGAAAUCAUAGUUUACCUCUUUCAUGAAGCUGGGACAAUCACGUUUGGGAACGAGACGUUUGCUGUGCAGAGUGAAACCGUCAAGUUCAACAUUAAGAUAAGUAAAUGGGAUUUCUGUGACGAUUCGCCCUCAGACUGUGGUAGUGGCAAAGCGGGAGAAUACCUUGAUGUUAGUCUUAAAGUCAAGAGCAAGGGAUCACCAGAAGAAGUAGACGAUGAUGACCGUGAGAAGGAAGAUAAAGAACCUAUCUGUAAGGACAAGGAUGAUAAGGAUGAUGACGAAGAAAGUGAUAACGACGACAAUGAUGAUGAUGAUGAUGAUGAUGACGAUGACGACUGUCCCAAAAUAUUCGACUUGGGCGGGGAGUCGGAAAUGCUACUUAACCAAGGGGUCAUGAUCGAUGAUGAUGACUACACUGCAAUGCCGGAUGAAUUUCCCAAAUUCGAGAGAGACGACGACAAGACGAAAUUCGUGUUUCGCAUUCCGAAAUUCGGCAAAAACGUGUUGGUUGAUCCAAGCGUCAACGUAGGCAAAGUCAAGGUCGAGAAGGUGAUCUUGCAGAACACGGCUUCCUGGUUACAGUUCAAUCUUGCUGUUGCUGUCUUCUUUCAAGUUGCUGCCAUAUUUGUAGCUCAAUAGCAAAUUCCUCAGUGUAAUAUGUCUCAACUAAUACAAAUAAAUUAAACCUGCAAAAUCAAUAGUGAACGCACUAAUAUAUUACAGAGGUACGGUAGAGAGAAGUAACAAGUCUAUAUACUAUGAGAUACAGAAGUAUUGUAUGUUAGGAAAAACGAACUUGCUUGUUUUUAAACUAGACUUGUUUUUCAUAAGGCAUGCAAGAACGUAAUUUCCCCAUACUGACUAGUGAAGAUUGGAGACUGCGAAACCUCUUCUCCUAACCUUACCUUUCUCUUUCCACUGCAAAUGUUAAGAACAUGAAAUCUUUGUUAGCUUUUUUUUACCAAGAAAACCCAAUUAUUACAUGUUUAUUUAUUAUCCUUGAUAUGGAUCUCAAUAUGGAUACAUUUAGGAGUUUGGAUGGCACUUGAUGGACAAACCAUGAAAAGCGAGUAUUUUCUCCCCAGGUUUUUCCAUAUCCUCGUCUUUUUUCGUGAUGAACGUUCAACCUCGUUGACAAAUCUUUUGAGCUCGAUUACGACAAGCUAACUGACUGGCACACCUUUCAGUUUAUUUUAAAUUAACUUAGAUAUCACAGUACAUCUAUGAUCUCAUUCAUGCGUACUUGUAAUAAAGAAUACCUUUUAUGCUUA
Molecule: messenger RNA, 1855 nt
Organism: Orbicella faveolata
Lineage: Eukaryota; Metazoa; Cnidaria; Anthozoa; Scleractinia; Merulinidae
Product: skeletal aspartic acid-rich protein 2-like
Source: RefSeq, a predicted model, not a curated record